AUGUACGACAUGACAUGGAUUCCCAUGCAAGUGUUCUCACCGGAGCCGCACAUUGUCACCGACAGCAUUGACUUUACUGUCGCCCUCUACUGGUCCCUGGAUAUCAUCGGCACCUUCUUCACAGCGUUUCACUCGAGCAAAGGAGAGGUGAUUCGGGAUCACAAGCGAAUUGCUUUGCACUACCUGAAGCGAUGGUUUCUGCUGGACAUUAUGAUCGUGUCAGUGGACUGGGCCUUCAUGGCAACCACCUUAGGACCAGCAGGGACCAUCGACGGAGUGCCCAUGGAGAGUGAAGGCUCUGGCCUUGCACGGCUUGGCAAGGUCAUCCGCGUCGCACGCAUCCUGCGAACAUUCCGCCUUCUACGGCUGAUGAAGUUGCGGCACAUCUUUUUCGCCAUUCAAGAGCGUAUCGAUUCUGAGGUGGUGUUCAUCCUCGUGGGAACCAUCAAGAAUUUGCUGGUGCUGCUCUUCGUGAACCACGUGUUUGCCUGCUUGUGGUACCUCAUCGGCAUUGUUGGCGAAGGAGGAGUCCCAGAUGAUCACUGGGUCUUCUACUACAAGAUUGUGGAGUUGGACGUCCUUGAGAGAUACAUGCUCAGUCUCCACUGGUCGCUUACUCAAUUCACACCCGCAGGAAUAGAGGUUCAUCCCCGCAAUGUUGGGGAACGAGCAUUCAAUGUCUUGUUGAUUUUGAUUGCGAUGGUCGGCUUCUCCUCCUUUGUAAGUUCCAUCACGGCAUCCAUGACGAGAUUGCGAAGUCUGCAGGGCAAUGAGCUCUCAGAGGCCUUCCUUCUUCGGAGGUUCCUCAAGGAGAACCGGAUCUCGGCAGACCUGCAGUCGAGGGUGGUUCGCUACAUCGACAUGGCCACGGAGGUGAAUCGGAAAAAGAUUGACAAGAGCCGCGUGCAGUCGCUCAACAUGCUCAGCGGCCCGCUGCGAGUAGAGCUGCAGAAGGCGUUGCUUUGCCGGGUGGAGCUGAAGAGAUGUCAAGAGCUCAAGCGGUGA
Messenger RNA from Effrenium voratum, 1005 nucleotides. Lineage: Eukaryota; Dinophyceae; Suessiales; Symbiodiniaceae. The record is from the annotation of a GenBank genome assembly.